This is a messenger RNA of Triplophysa rosa, 2466 nucleotides long. It is a transcript of the gene mtfmt, whose product is annotated as mitochondrial methionyl-tRNA formyltransferase. The transcript has 9 exons. Gene Ontology annotation, molecular function: methionyl-tRNA formyltransferase activity. The coding region runs from base 401 to 1591 and encodes 396 amino acids. Gene Ontology annotation, cellular component: mitochondrion. Gene Ontology annotation, biological process: conversion of methionyl-tRNA to N-formyl-methionyl-tRNA; biosynthetic process. NCBI's taxonomy places the organism in Eukaryota, Metazoa, Chordata, Actinopteri, Cypriniformes, Nemacheilidae. The record is from RefSeq and is a predicted model, not a curated record.
GCAAUUCGUAUGUGUUUAUUUCAUUUACCUUAAACAUUAAAUACGUCGUUAAUUACAGAAAUUUUACUAAACAAAGAAAACAUUUUUUUUAUAUGUACGCGUUAAAUGACGUCACUCUCAACAUGGCGGCGCACACACGCUGCUGUUUGUGGGUUUAUAACGCCUGUCUGUAACCUUGCAAAAAUGAUCUGCUAGUUUGCGAAAACUGGUUAAUUUAGUGAAUAGUAUGUGGACGUAUUAUUUCGGAUUAUGCAAGGACUGGCUUGGAUGACGGAAGAAAUGUGAAUGAGUCUUCUGCCUACUGCUUUCUUAUCGGAUAACUUAAUAGAGAGGCAAUGUUUGUGUUGACUGUCAACUGUUAAAGAUCGUUGGUGGCAUUAAUGAAACCUACCUUCAGAGGAUGCGGAAUCUAAACUCUUUAAAAGUAAUAAAUCAUGGACGUUUACUAUCCCAAAGACUUCGUGGAUACUGCAUCACACGUUCUGAGGCGUCAUGUUUUUGUCAAAGUCAUGCCAGUCGUGGGAGACGUUUUGUAACUCACCUACAGUCUGCUUCUAAACCACCCUGGAGAAUAUUGUUCUUUGGAAGUGAUGAAUUCGCAGUAGAGUCAUUGAAACGACUUCAUGCAUCCCGUGAUGACACAAAAGCUGGAUACAAAAGCAUAGAUUCCAUUGAGGUUGUGACCUUGACCAGAGAUGCUCCAGUCAGAAAGUAUGCAGAGCAGCACAGACUUCCACUUCACCAGUGGCCUGAUGUGGAUUUAAGUUCAGGGUUUGAUGUUGGCGUUGUGGUGUCCUUUGGCUGUUUGAUUAAGGAGAACUUCAUCAACAAAAUGGCAUAUGGAAUCCUGAAUGUGCACCCUAGUCUCCUGCCACGGUGGCGUGGUCCAGCGCCGAUCUUCCAUACAAUUCUACAUGGUGAUAGUGUCACUGGAGUAACUGUUAUGCAGAUAAGACCCAAGAGAUUUGAUGUGGGCCCCAUUCUCCAUCAAGAGCUGUGUGAGGUUCCAAAGAACUGUACCGCAGAUGAACUGGGAGCAACUUUGGCGGUUGUGGGUGCCAGACUGUUAAUGGAUACUUUAGCACAUCUUCCAGAAAGGAUAGCAAACCAAAAAGAGCAAUCUAAAGAGGGUGCAACCUUUGCCCCAAAAAUUAGUCCCAGAAUGGCCUGGAUAAUAUGGGAGGACUACAGUUGUGAGCAUAUUGAUCGGCUGUUUCGUGCAAUUGGAUCUCGGUUUCCGUUGAAAACCAUGUGGAUUGGCAAUCCUGUUAAACUUCUGGACUUCAUUGGCAAAUGCAAUGUGAUGUUCCCAGCUGCUCCAUACUUAACUGCAGUGCCAGGGUCUGUCCUUUAUCAGAAAGAAUCAAAUGCUUUACUUGUUCGCUGCAAGGAUGGCUGGGUUGGAUUCAGAUCAGUGAAGUUCAAGAAAAAACUGUCGGCAGCUGAUUUCUUUAAUGGAUAUCUCCACCAGAGUGUGCUGAAGAAAUCUCCAUCCCCAGACACCUGUCUCUUUCAAAGUUAUAAAGAAAGAACUCAUUUGUCAGGAGGACAGGACAAUAGCACGCUGCUGCAGAAUAAGACUUCAUUUUGAAGGGUAGCAUUAGUUCAAUCAUGAAAUGAUCAAUUAAGUAUUGAACAGCUGCUUCCUAUUAAAACAUUUUUGUCUGUUUUAAGACAAUGUUGUAUUUAGUAACGGACUAUAUAUUUACCAAACUCUGCACAUUUAUACAGUCGUUUGGUAAAUGAAUGUGGACACAAUAAAAUGAGUUUUGGUGAUUUUUUGAGUUUCUUUGAUUUAUUGCUUCAUUUUAUUGUUUUUACCAAUAAGUAAAUGUUAGACACAAUGUCGGCACACAAAUUUUUCAGUUUUUGAUACUGUACUUCAUACUAUUAUGAUAAGUUUUUAGAAAUGAUCUAUGUUCUCUGAUUUCUGUAUAAAUGUCUAUGUUGUGUAAAAUGUUACUAGUUUAAAUGAGAUAAAAUGCCGGAGUCAGUUAUAAACGGAGGUUGGAGCCCGCUGCAAAUGGGUGGGUCAGCUGCAAGUGGUUGUGACUUUAGCUUCUAUUGGGCUGUACAAACCUCCAGAGGAUUCUGAUAGGUUUAUUUAAUGUCAUGUAUUGUAGUAUUGGCUCAUGAUCCACUGUUGGUGGCAGUAUAUUUUGUAUUUUCCCAUAAAAAAUUUAAGACUAACCCAAACCCUAAACAUAACUUGCAUGAAAGGGCAGCACAAUCUGAUGGUAGCACAAACUGUCAGAACAGCUGCAGUGAUGUAAUAAUGUUAAUAACUGGUAUCAAAGAAAAACGGUAGUGCUGCAGUGGCUCAGGCAAAUUAUGGUUUCUAAAAUGAAAAUACAAUAAUAGUCGUAAUUAUUAAUUUAUAUCAGUGUAAAGACAUUUAUGUUGCUGUGUGUUUAUUUGAUGAAAAUUGUAUUAAUUGGACUAAAACACUAAAUAAAAAGGUUUAUU